Molecule: messenger RNA, 978 nt
Organism: Zingiber officinale
Lineage: Eukaryota; Viridiplantae; Streptophyta; Magnoliopsida; Zingiberales; Zingiberaceae
Exons: 3
Coding region: 89-853 (254 amino acids)
Molecular function (GO): protein binding
Source: RefSeq, a predicted model, not a curated record
GCUGGAGGAAGGAUUAUCACUAGCUAAGCAACCGAGUUACCGACUCAUCCGCGCAUCGAGUGAGAAAUCGCCUUACGAGGAAUCGGAGAUGGAAUCCACGAUCCUGGUCCGCGCUGGCUCCUUCCUCGCAUCGCCGAGGAAGGACGGAGUGCGCCAUUCCGGCUCGGGGGACUCGUUCCUCAGGCGACGGUGCACCUCCGCGCUCCAUUUCGAAACGGAGGGCGCGUGGAUAGGACCCCUCCUUCGGCGCUCCAGAUCGGAGGUCUUUCUUGCCCGAUCGAACUGUUCCCCUCGUGCCGGCGUCAGGGCCCUGACCCCGGCGGCGAAGGUGGAGGAGGAAGGUGUGGAUGAUUUGGCGGUGAAGUGGUGUGAUCUGAGAGCGUCGGUGCCGAUGAGACCGCAGGGAGCGCUGGUGGAGCAGGAGCAGGCGGAGUAUGCUGACGGUGGGAGUACUGGAAAAGGGAAGAAUACCGGCGGAUCAGGUAAGGGACGUGACGGCGAAAGCUGCGAUCGGGAUGACAACAGGAGGAUCUCCGACUAUUACCAGCAGAUGCUGCAGAUCGAUCCUGCCAAUCCGCUCCUCUUGAGGAACUACGGACGAUUCCUGCACGAGGUGGAAGGCGAUGCGGAAGCUGCGGAGGAAUGCUACGGGCGGGCGAUCCUGGCGAGCCCACGGGACGGCGAGGUGCUCUGUCUCUACGGGGAGCUGCUGUGGGAGAUUCAUAGGGACGUAGAGAGGGCGAAAGCAUACUUCGAGCGGGCUGUCAAAGCAUCCCCAAACGACUGCUACGUUCUGGGUUCGUAUGCUCAUUUCCUGUGGGACGCAGAGGAGGAGGAAGAAAAGGCCAGAUAGAGGGAUCCUCUUUUGUAGGUAUAGGCUUUUUGAAUGAUGACGCUGCACCCGAUCGUUUUAGUGACGUAAUAAUAAUUAUGUGAAUGAGGAAGUAAAUAUUUCAAUAAAUUUAAUUUGUUCCGUUC